Neurospora crassa OR74A is the source of this 783-nucleotide messenger RNA. RefSeq lists its product as hypothetical. NCBI's taxonomy places the organism in Eukaryota, Fungi, Ascomycota, Sordariomycetes, Sordariales, Sordariaceae. The transcript has 2 exons. Bases 1 to 783 code for a protein of 260 amino acids. The record is from RefSeq and is a predicted model, not a curated record.
AUGCCAGCAGCAAGGUUGACUAAUGUGAAGGCAAAGGAGUUAAAGAGCGACAAUGUUGUCAGACCUUUCGCUCCGCCUACACGUGCAGCGCCUCUCAUCCCAAUAAGGCAGACGAGCCUCAAUACCAGGACGCAUGCUCCCAGUUUUUCGGAGGCCGAAGGAGGCCGUGGCAGCCAACAACAGGGCACGUUACAGUCUUACACGAAAGACUUCUGGUUUUUUCCAGGCGACGAGUCAGAUUCGUCGGGAAAUGAUUCUGUACCAAAAGCUGCUGCCGAAGCAGCCGGCUAUUCUGGUCGGGAAGCCAACAUGCAUGCGCACGGAUCAGUGAUUCGCGAAAUCCGGACAGUCGAUGAGGCUGUUGUAGGACGACUUUCCAGAAUUGCAUCGAUCUCUUUUGCUGAAGCCUAUAAGGGUGGGGAUUACCAAUCGCAGCAUCUUGAACAUGAUGAGCACGGAAUGUUGAGUGAUGCGAAAGAGAGAGUGACACCAGUAUCAGCACGCUCCUCAUACUUUGAUCAAACAAACUUGGACUCUUUCCAGUUCACGCGCACGCCAGGAACCGGCGGAAGUACGGAUAGUAUAAUAAAGAAGAAUGAGGGCAGCUGUAUCAAGGCCAGCGGCAGUAGUGACGAUAACGGACGCCUGGAGACGAACGAAUCGGUUUACCAAGGUACUGACAGUCUCCGGACUCGCGCGGAGAGUGAGUGCAAAACAGCCAUCGCCCCCUCCUCCACGGCUCUCGAUUUCUGGCGCUUCUUCCUCUCCAGAAGGGAUGUCUAG